Molecule: messenger RNA, 1479 nt
Organism: Phytophthora infestans T30-4
Lineage: Eukaryota; Oomycota; Peronosporomycetes; Peronosporales; Peronosporaceae
Product: protein kinase
Exons: 1
Coding region: 1-1479 (492 amino acids)
Biological process (GO): protein phosphorylation
Molecular function (GO): ATP binding; protein kinase activity
Source: RefSeq, a predicted model, not a curated record
AUGGGUGAAAGCUCGUCGUCCUCAACGGGAUUGAUCAUCGGCCUCGUGAUUGCUGCAGUUGUGCUACUCGCUGUAGGAGGCUGGUAUCUACGUCAUUGCCGACGUCACAAACGCGUCAACGGACCCAGAAGUAGUCACAGCCAGAGCACGGAGUACGUGGACUGCGUGUUGACCCCUGACCUCAUGGCGAUCGUGGCUGACGGUAGUCGUCGGUCUUCCAGCUCAAUGGGGAUCGGCGGCAAGUGGUUCCAUCAUCUGCCACGUAUCACUAGUGUACCGCCCAUGGAGUUCUUCGACCACCUCAGUACAGGAGGCGGACGCGAUUCGAUCAGCGGCGCCACCACAACAGCCACCGGAUCGUCCCCUGUGACCAAUGGAACGCAACUGCAAUGGCUGGAUAAAUGUGACUCUAGUGACGAACUGGCAUGCUCUGCUGCGGCUCUGGAACAGAGUCGUCUACCUCCAAAUUGCGUCGUUGAUGGCGAAUUACUACACGAAGGCAGCUUCACCUUAGCCUUCCGCGCUACACUACGGAUCGAGGGGCAAGCGAAUCGCCAGGUCGUCGUGAGACGCCUACUUCCAGAACUCGCAGAGCAGCAGUCGUACCGUCAAGCGUUCAUGGCAGAUAUUACGCUCAGUGCCUCACUGCUACAUCCACGGAUUGUAGCGUUCAUCGGGUUCUACGACCCAACACAGCGCGUGUACGACCUCGAUUCACCGACAUCACCUUCACACAUUGUUCAACAAGCAGCUCAGCCCUCAGCAGUGACCGAGUACAUGCCUAACGGGGAUCUGCGUGCAUUGCUUACACUGCGACCUCGCAGCGCGCAAGACUUUGGGUGGUUCCAUUCCGUCUCAGUACCCAAAACCAAGGCACAUCUUGCGCUCGAUAUCGUGGAUGCACUUGUGUACUUGCACUCUAGACCAGCAAGUGUCAACACACCGCUCCAUCCUCCACAACUUAAGGCACAACGUGUUUUAUUAUCGGAACUUUGUGACGCGAAACUCUGCGCGUUCGGGGUAAAGCGCGCCCAAGCACCGUACACUCGAAGCGACUUUUCCGUCGCGUGGUUGGCACCUGAGCUACUGCGAGGCGAGCCGAGAAGUGAACAAGCGGACGUGUACUCCCUAGGUGUGUUGUUUACUGAAUUAGACACGUGCGAGCUACCGUUCGCUUCGGGUGUUGACAUGGACGAUGGAAUGGAUGAGCAAAGUCAAUUGGCUCUGCUCGUAAGCUCAGGUUGCAUCCGUCCUUCACUGUCGAUGGAUUGCCCCGUUCAGAUUCAAGAGCUCGUGAUGCGGUGCUUGAGUUUCUCGCCGCACCAACGCCCGCCUAUUAUCGAAGUGCAACAUACACUACGGAAACUUAUCAACGACACCAGUGUUUGUGGCACGUCACAAGCCUCGCUUCCGUCCAAUGUGUCGUCUCUUCGGAGUACACCGGGGAAUGCCACACUCAACACACUCUUCACACCGUGA